CCGCCACAUCAUCCGCCGUUUUGAGCUCCGCGAGCACGGAAGGAUCCUCUUCUUGAUCUGCCUCGGAAAGCGGUGGCUCGGGUGAGGAAGACGGUGCCUCAGCACCAGGUGGUGCAAUGGGAGAAUGGGCAGAUCUUCAUGCACAGGGAUUGUGCGCACGCCGAGAUAGGUGAUGUCGUCGUUGUCUGGUUCCUCGUGCACAGUGGGAGAUGGGGAGCAGCGGGAGGCGGAUGCGAUGGGUGCUCGGGUGAAGAAUGAGCCAAUUGGAUGUCUCUCGCCGCCGCUGAUAUCGAGCCUCUCCUAAAUUCGCUCAUGACCUUCUGCCGCUUCCGUCUCACUUCACGAUCCGAGUCUCCGCCGAUUCCAUAAGGUCCCCUCUUCUUCCCUGCCUUUGUGUCUCGAUCUCCCGGUCCAUCCCACGCACGCUCUGCCCCGGACAUUGACGACACAAACACAGUCUGUGGAGCUGCAGCCUCCCCCCAGGAGCUGGGCAAAACAAUUCGGAUCGUCUCAUCCUCUGAUUCCGACUCGUCUGACCCACUCUCGUCGCUCUGUUCCGUCCAAUUGGAGUCGGUGUCAUUAUCUGCCAUCUCUAUGUCAGUCGCAUCGACAUCACUCUCUGCGCGAUCUGAGGAGCCUUCGUGGUCGUUUUCGAGUGUCCUGGUUGACGCAAAGGUCCCAUUGGACGUGCGGAAGCGUUCAGAGGCCGUUUUUCGUCGACCCAUGGUGUGUGGUAGAGGGUGGGAAGAUAAUUCCUUUUUGGGAUGGCCAAAUCGGAAUGACAUUUUCCGGAGUCACGAAUUUCGAGAUUCUGCUCCAUGGGGUUC
Molecule: messenger RNA, 827 nt
Organism: Mycena citricolor
Lineage: Eukaryota; Fungi; Basidiomycota; Agaricomycetes; Agaricales; Mycenaceae
Source: the annotation of a GenBank genome assembly